This is a messenger RNA of Phaedon cochleariae (mustard beetle), 1383 nucleotides long. The record is from the annotation of a GenBank genome assembly. NCBI's taxonomy places the organism in Eukaryota, Metazoa, Arthropoda, Insecta, Coleoptera, Chrysomelidae.
AUGGCUACAGAUAACUCCAAAAAACCAGAUAUCCAGAAGAAUUCUGGUCUCAAAAAAUGUUUCUCAGCAUUAGUUGACCGCAAACAAGUGAAUUUGGACAUAGAUGUAUUGAGGCUGAUGCUCAAACAUGAAUUACUAGUAAAUGUUGAAGCACUGGAUGAUAACUUAUCAUCCAUAAUGCCCUUCAUGCUGGUAUUGUAUAUCCGAAAUUGGCCUGGAUGGCAGAGAAGCAAAGAAUACUAUAGUGGAAAACUGAACUUUCGAGAAUGGUUUGAAAAGUUUAGACAGUUUAUUGUUGUGAGGCUAAAUUUCCUAAUAAAAAAUGGAUAUAAUGAAGCAAUAGAAAUGAUCAAGGAGGAUAGAAAGCAAGGGAAACCAAAUAGUAGCUUCAGAGAACUUGGGGCACAAACAGACUAUUUGGCUCCAAAAGGACUAGCCCCUUUCUCAAUAUCCAUACAAUGCCCUCCUAGAGUUCUCAGUUCUUUGGUAUUCUCUGAUUCAAAUGAUGAUAUAAUUUUACGCCAACAUCCUGAUGUAGCUUGGACUAAGAUAGGACUUAAAGAAUUGGUGAACUGGCCUUACAUUGGGGUAGAAUUCAUCAGUCCUGAGCUGUCUUUCAGAAGAUUCAAUCGCAGUGAAUAUAUUAGAUAUUUGAACAUGAUAACAUGUCCAAUUGUACCAGAAAAAACAGACUUCAUUGAACAUGUUGAAAUUAUUGAUCCAAGUAAUGGAAGACACUGUUACACACUAAACUUGCUGAAGAGUUAUACUGAUCAAUAUAUGAAAAUUAUGAAAUCUACAGUAUUUUCUGGACCUCCUGCUGAUAUUGAAGUUAUGGAAGUAAUUAUUGAUGAAUUCCUGAGUGACAUUGAAGAAUUAGAUAUGAAUAAAACAAUGGCAUCAAAUACAUCAGUUUUAUUCAAUAUUGGAAGGUCAAGUUUUCUAAGAAAUAAAAAAAUAGCAAAAGGGACAUAUUUUGUUACUGGUUCAAAAGCAGAAGUUGGCUACUGUGAAAAUUUCAUUCCCAAAAUGGAAACUCAGCUGAACUACUUCAAAGGAGUCCAGGACACCAGCACAAAUGAUAUCACUUUCUCAUACUUGAACAUUUUGAGCAAAACCUUGAAAAAUCCUGAAGGUUCUUCAGGUACCACCUGGACGGUUCCUCUUAUCAUAUUUUACUGCACUUUCUGUAAUCUGAAAUACACUAAAGCCAAGGACAUUCUGCAACAUUUAGAAAUGGAUCACAAAAUGGAGCCAAACAUCAUGUGUGUCAAGUGUAUGAAGCAUUAUACUAUAACUAGCCUUACACAGAUUAGGUGGAAACAUGUUUGUUACAGUGGUGCUGGACAAUUCAUCAGGCCACCUCCAGCAUAUAAAAGGUAG